Messenger RNA from Podarcis lilfordi (Lilford's wall lizard), 13993 nucleotides. NCBI's taxonomy places the organism in Eukaryota, Metazoa, Chordata, Lepidosauria, Squamata, Lacertidae. The record is from the annotation of a GenBank genome assembly.
AUGAUUUUUAAAGGGUUUUUAGGUGCCUCCAAGAGUGAACUUUGGUCCAGUCCCUCUGCACACAGAAGCUUUCUUGGUGACGACCUGGUGACAGCCAAGAUUUCAAGGACUGAAGAUGACACAGAAAAAGUGACACUUCGGUUUGACAGCUUGACAUCAGACCUUGCUAAUCAGGAUGUUUCUCAUUUUCAUGAAGUCAGUGGAACGGAGGUGGAAGCAACCUCAGAAGAUGGAGGCCAGACACUUCCUGUUCUUGCUAGAAAGCCUGCAAGCCCCAGACAGUUCUUGGUUGGAGCCGUUUUGGAUCCCCAAAGCAAAGCUCCCGUCACCAGCCAGUCCUUGUUUACCACAGGCAUGCCAAAGUCUAAAGCAACAUCCUUCAGUCCCCUGCUGGAACUGUUGGUAACACCCCUGUCUAGGGAAGAAGGAAAAGCGGAGGCAACAUCUCAGGAGCUCAGCAUGACUCUGAAACAGCCUGCCUCCAACUCCAGCAAGGUAGUAGUGAUGGGUGUGAUUGCAACUGUGCUGCCUGAUUCAGAGCCCUCAGGAAGUGCUGGGCAGAGGGUAGAGUUGUCUAUCAACCCUUCUGUAGUGGCAGCCACUACCUUUGCUUUCACUGAGAACAGAACAGACACUGAAGGAUACCCUGCAGAAACCAUGCAGACCCCUGCCAAGAAAGGGAUGGAUAAAUUGUUAACAUUGAUCCCCAAAACUAGCCAAUGGACCCAAGCUGAGCAUCAACAAACCCAGUUGGAUAUGAGAACUUCAGUUGUUGGCAGCACUCCAGAUCUCCUGGAGCAGACACAGAGUCCAUCCCUUAAGGGGAGCUCCACAGUUCUCUUCCAUCAGUCUUUUUCAGAAGAGAAAAUGACAAUCAUUCCCAGGACAGAGUUGAUGCAGCCUUCCUCCUCGGCUUCCUCUCCAUAUAGAGAGAUGGUGUUGGAAGAUGAAACCAUUGAGUUUAGAAUGGCUGAAAACCCUGCACGUCUAACUGCUUCUCAAAGUAACACCGUCUCUUCCUCAUUGUUGUUGACUCCAAACACCCUCUCUUCAGAAUCCCCACCACACUCUGCCAGGCCAAGGAACACCAGCCAAAGUGUUCUGCCCAAACUUCUCUUUGUGCCCCAGUUUUCCUUAUUCAGUAAAUCAGGAACAUCUGAUGAAUCAGAGGAGCAACUUCAAGACGGCUUAAUUUUGCACCACGAGACUGAUCAUCAGACAGCCUCCCAGACUUCCCAUGUCAGGCUUUCUCAAGCUGUUGGUGAGCCAAGAAGAACGCAGGCUGCCCCUAGUCUGCAAGAAACCACUCUUGAAGGCUGGCCAAAGUCAUCUCUCCCACUCCACUCCACUGCACAACCACUGGACAUUCCUUUCCUGGUUGAUGACAAGCCACAGGUAAGCAUGCUUGGCAUGCCUCAGCUAGCCCACCCAACAUCAGCUCAUGCUGGACCUACAAUAUCAAGCAUGGGUAUCUCUUCCACUGUUGCAUCGCCAUCAGACACUGUGUCUGCCCCUGUUGGUUACAUUAUGCAAAGCACAUCCAAAUCUCAACUGCCCAACACGUUUUCGACAGUCCAUGGAGAGCGACCAUCUCCCAGUGCUCUUGUUCCAUCUCUUAGUGAGUCAGAAUCAUUGGAAACAUCUGCUCUCACCAAGCCAGAAACUCAUGGCACCCAUGAUGGGCAAAAGAGACCUGUUUCACUUGUUUCUCCUUCUUCUGCUGAACAUGAGUCAGAACCAUCAACUGUGGCUUCGGCUUCUGCCUUUCCACAUGCUGGAUUUAGCACAUCAGUUGUGGCAGAGUCUUCCCAAUCUGAGCCCAGGCAGUCAGUGUUGCCAACUCUUGUACCCAGUGAAUCACAGAGAACAGCAUCAGGCACAUCUGUGCCAUUCCAGGCUCAGCAGCAACUGCUAGGCAACUUUGCUUCUACUCAUACUAGAGCAACAGCUUCAGGGUCACUUGUUCCUUUUCGUGUUGAACCAAAUAUGUCAGGUACAUCUGCUGCUGCCCUGAAUGUCCCAGGCACCACUUUCCUUGGCCAUAGCUCUCAAAAACUGUCACCAAACACUUCUGUCUCUUUUUACACUAAGGCACCCUCCCUGCCUGCCCAAUCAUUGCAACCACAGAGCAUCCAUCCUCAUGCUAGUGGUGAGCUGCAAAUGGGUAUCUCAGGCACGAAUGUGCCAUCACAUGCCAAGUCGCAAAUGCCUGCCUCUUUUAUUGAUGAGUCCCAUCUUUCGGUCACAUCUGCCCGUGUUGAGCCAGUGACAAAUGAGGCAUCAUUGGAACAAGGAUUGCCAGUCUCUGUUGAUGCCAAACCACAGAUAGCAGAGUCUUCUGCCUCUUCUCCCACUGAGUCACAAUUGCUAGUGGUGUCUGCCCAUGCCCCCAUAGAACAUGAGUUCUUGGAUGCCUUGGGAAAAUUGCGGGGCCUACCCCAAAAUGAGAGUUACCCACCAAAACCACGUUCCUCUACCCCAGCCCAGCACCCUUCACUUGAAAUGACCUUCCUUGGCCAUCUCAAGUCAAGACUAUCCAAUGCCUCUGCCUUUGGCCAUGCGUUAUCCCUGUUAACAGAAGCACCAGCCUCUACAGGUGCUGAAACCCAGAUGCCAAGUGGACUCACAUUUGUCCAUCCUGGUUUGCAACUUCAAGCUGCACCUGGUCUUCCCAUGACUCCUCACACUGCUGAGAAAGUGAGUGAAGGAAAACACUCUCCACAAACCAGCCUUCCAACACCUCAGUCUGGCACUCAAGGGACAACUGUGCAGGAUGUUUCUAUCCCUGUCUCCUCAAGAAGUCCUCCUAGUUCAGAUGGUCCACCUUCCCCUAUCAGCCACCAAACCAAAACAAACAUUCCCCUUCCACUGGCUCACAAGGUGGAGAAAAACAUCACCAGCCUGAGGACAACACCAAUGCUGGUGGUGGCUGGUGCUCAAGAUCUCAUGCAAAGCUCCUUGGGGUUCUUUCAACGCCUCAGUUGGCCAGAUAUUGGAAGUCUUGACUCUUUUGCCUCUAGUGGCAUCCUGGGAAUGUCUCCCUCCCUUCAGUAUUUGUCCCACUUGGUUCAGAAUGCUGAAAACAUGGUGUGCCUACAGCCUAUGCGAAACACCACCCCAACUUUGGGAGAACCAAUUGCUAGUGGGCAGGAAAUGCUGGUUCUGACUUCUGCCCUUGGCUUCUCCCAUCCAGGGGUUUUGAGUCUGAUACAAAUGAGUCCAUCCAGUGUCAUUCUGGUUAAGCCUGUGUUUGUCUUCUUACCACCAGAGGCACCUAAAGGUCAUGUGCUACUUCCUACUGAGGAAGAAGUGGGCCAUGAUGCUAGUCUUUCAUUCACCAGCAAGGCUGCUCAAGCUUUGGUUACUCCUGGUAGUAUCCAGGAGCGAUUGGUGGGAAUUGGUCCUCUUGUGUCCACCCUUAGACACUCCUCAAGGGCAAACACUCAUUCUCCUAAUUUGAUGGAUCAUCUAGUCAUUUCUGGGCCAGCCUCCAGUGCUUCCCCAAAGCAUAUAGGAGUCAGUCUGGUGAGAUCCAACACUUCAACAGCCAAUCCAUUCCUCUAUGGGUUGAGGGAUCGUAGCACUAGGACAAAGCAUGGACUGACCACAGACCACAAUGAAGACUUUCAGUUGUCUGCUAGAAGGCUGGAAGAGGACAAUCCAGUUUCAUUAUCUGCUGGAGUGCUUGUGAAGAACCAUAUCGCAGCUGCUCCACCAGUAAUGGUGCCUAUCCAGCAACAACCCAAAGCAUUAUCACUCACAACUGAACUGUUGAGCACCCUUGACAAGGCUUCCUCUCGGUCCUCCUUGACAGAACCCUCUGCCUCUCAGAUGCCAACAAGCUCCCUUCAGGCUGCAAGUAACCCCCCACUGCUGAGCUCAACAGUAAUGCUUCACACUGAAGAGCAUCCAUAUGGUUCAGUGAGCCCCAUUACCCACAUCAGUAAGAACUCUGAAGAGUCCUUGAGUGCAUCUUCAGCUAGGAACACGAAACUGCCAUUAGAAGUGGGACAACAUCUUGCACCUUCAAGCUCAGCAUCACGCGGCUCCUUAAUCAAUGAACACUUUGGAAAGACUCCUUCUAAAGUUCAUUAUGCCCCCAACGCGGUGUCAACUUUUCCAACGUCCUCAACUGGAAAAGAGCACAAAGAAGCUGCAGCCUUAAAUAACCCCUAUGCAGAAGCAUUUCUUGUGGCAAAUGAAACAUCUUCCUAUCAUACGAACACUACCUUCCACAAGCCUUCUGAUUCCCAUCACAUCCCAUCCAAGGCCCCCAGGACAGAUGAGAGCCUGGAGACACCAUCUUUGUCUUCUCUGUUCUCAGCAGAUGCUCUGAUGCAAAUGACUCUGCCUGGAAAACAUCCUGAGGACAUCCUGAAUCAUCAGACACAUUCUAGACCAUCUGCCGAUGUUCCUUCCCAGGUAACAACACAUUCCUAUUCUGCCAAAUUGGUUACGGAAUACAAUCCAACCACUGUAACGCUCAGGGGAAGGGCCUCUCUUGCAAGUGCAGCAGAACAGCUGGAACCAAUGCUGAGUGCUGUAGAAACCAAGACUUUGACAGAUAUUGAAACUUACAAGCAAACCAAAGCAACUAGCUUGAUAUCAACCAUGCCUGGCACAGAUUCUGGGCAUUCAUCUGCUUCACUGGUUGCCACAGAUUUCAGAUUAACCUCCUCCUCCCCAUCAUCAUCAUCGUCAUCAUCAUACUAUGCUGCAGGAUCUGCAGAUCAUCAAAAGGAGGUCCAUAAGUCACCUCUGCACCCUGUCCAUUCAUUUGCACCAAAUUCUACUCUUAAAGAUGUGACUCCGUCACUUGUGGGUGAAGAAGCACUGAUUUUGGAAACACUGCGGACUGACUCCUACAGGCUACAGCCUAGUGUAGGUGGAACAACUGAAAUGGUAGUUUCCUCACCAUCAGCAAGCAAGGGCAGGUUUCUUAAACACAGGAGAAACAAGAAUACUGGGACUGGAGAUCAGUUCCUGGUUGCAUCUCACUUGCAACCUCAGCCAGCAAGUUUAGAAGCUGACUACCCUGAAAGGCCCAGGUUGGCAGGUGAUGAACAGGGACAGGAGGAGGAGGCUGCUUCUUCCUUGCCAGUCUCCUCAGUGUUUUCUACAGCUCUUAAUGCACCAGCAUUUCUAAUGACCACCUUAUUUCCCAGCAUUGCUGCUGAUGGACUUGUUGGUAGUCUUCUAAACCAGGCAUCCCAUUUGCAAAGUCUUCCACCGGGUGUCUCUGAGAUAUUCCUAAGUUCUGCAGCUCAAGUCCAACCGACCCCGGGGAGCCUUUCAGAUACACCUGGUAUGAAGGCUGGUGGAGACUUUUCUGCAGAUGCUACCAGCACCAGUAGAGGAUUUAAUUCACACACCUCUGAAGAGCAAGUUCCCAUCACAAGUGAUUCUACUGGAGGAGGAGGAAGAGAAGACUCAGUAGCUGAUUUGCCACCAUGGGACCCCAAUUUGACUCUGUCAGAUUGGACAGCACACCACCAGAGAGUGAUGCGCUCAGAUGAUGUUUUCAUGGAUGGGUAACUAUUUGGAGCUGGGGCUAUUGGAAGCCUUCCCCUUCCUCCAAAUAUUUAUGGACUGCAGCCAUUGUAGUCCAGAACAUUUAGUAGUCCAUGGGACUUGUAGUCUAGAACAUUUAGAGGGCACCAAGGUGGGUAAGGAUAGCCUCAAGUGAGAGGCAGUCAUUUCAAUGCUGUAGGACAUGCAAAAUUAAGAUUAUUUAUGAAUCAGGACAGCUUUCUGUUAAGUGAGCUGUUCGGUGCUUAGGAUCAGGAACUGAGGCCUUGCUUUGGAUGGCCUCACUUGUGGAAGCAAGGUGAGUGGUGACUGGGCAGGGGGCCUUGCUUAGCGAAUACUGCCUCUGGACAAGGCAUCUACAAGCUCCCUUCAGAUAUCAUAAACUGUAAAGAACCCCCCACUGCUCCAGUGAGGGUUUAAAACCAUUCUACACAGGGAUGCGGGUGGCGCUGUGGUCUAAACCACUGAGCCUCUUGGGCUUGCCGGUCAGAAGGUCGGCGGUUUGAAUCCCCACGACAGAGUGAGCUCCCGUUGCUCUGUCCCAGCUCCUGCCAACCUAGCAGUUCGAAAGCACACCAGUGCAAGUAGAUAAAUAGGUAUGGCUGUGGCAGGAAGGUAAACAGCAUUUCCGUGUGCUCUGGUUUCUGUCAUGGUGUUCCAUUGCGCCAGAAGCGGUUUAGUCUUGCUGGCCACAUGACCCAGAGAACUGUCUGUGAACAAAUGCUGGCUGCCUCGGCCUGAAAGCGAGAUGAGUGUCACAACCCCAUAGUCGCCUUUGACUGGAUGUAACCAUCCAGGGGUCCUUUACCUUUUUUUACCUUACUUUUUAUAACUGUUCAAAUGAUGGAUCUUCAACUGCCAGGACUGCAGUUUAUUUCAUUUUCACAAUAUACUGAUAGCUUUUCUGUUUCAUUCCUGAGACCUCCCCACACCCCAAAUGGCUGUAAUAGCAGAAUUUUACAAGUGGCAACUGCAACAAAAUGUGGCAGUGUGUCCUCCUCACCCAUUAACAGGAUGCCUCUGUUCAAAAUGCCAGACAACCAUGUCCUCAGGGCUAUUUCAUUCCAUGCUCACUUGAUUUUCUAUUUUCUUUUCCAUGUGCAACAUUCCUCGGCGAUUGAGCAUAUUCGCUUCUCAUUAGCCCCCACCCACCCGCCGUGCUUCCUUAGAUUAUUUUUUCAUUUAAGAUUAUUGUUUUUGCUCUUUUUAUUUAUUUAUUCAUUUUGCAAAGCGGAUGUUGUAAUACUGAGCUAUGCUCUUUCCCCAGAUAUUUCCUCCUCCCCCUUCAUAUGCAUAUAACCUGCUUUUUUAUUAUUAUUAACAGCCUAACCAAAGAGUGGUAACUAACAAUGUUCUGCCGCCGUUUUCAGUUUACAAAAGCAGAGUGUUGGUGCAGUUGGGCUGUGGAGGCGUAUUCCCUUUUGCAAUUCUUUUUGGUGGUUUUUUUGUCCUUUUGAAAUUCAGCAGGGAGAUUGAAUAUCUGUGGUUGCUCAUAAUAAAUUAGGGCAUCUUUCAGAGCCUCACGGAAAGACCAGCAGAUUUAUUGUUUCAUCAACUUUCAUGGACUAACAUCCCCUUUAUCAGAUGCAGGAAGGAUUGUUGUUACUUCGGAGGCAUAUAUGUAUUAUAUAGUGAGAUGUUAAAGGAGAACAAUUGGGCUUUGGAAGGGAUAUUUGUAGUUUAGCCUCCAUUUGGGGGGAUAAUCCCCACCUCCUUCCCCACUCGCACUCCCUCUCUCUUUCUCUCCACUCAGCUUUGCGGUUGUGUUUGACGAUGCCUGUGGCUCUGGCAACUACACUGCGGAGAUGAGCCUACAGACUGUAGCCAUGGGCAAGACUCCAUCUCUCCCUAACAGUUUCCUGGCCCAGAUCGUUCUACAGGACAACAGAAGCCGCCCGACUCUGAGCGUCAAGUCGUGCUGCGUUACUCCCACCGCCAGGCCUGUGGGUCCAGAGGCUGCCUGCUGCCUUUUCCCCAGGUCAGGUGGGGAAGCAACUUGAGGCUGAAGGAUGCUUGGUGUGAGGCGGGAAAUGGAUGCUCCAGAACCUACCUUUGUCUGGGGCAUCAGGGACUGUAGAAAGGGAUGCUGUCUGGCGUCUUGGUGGUGGUGGGGAGUGCAUGGAUUUGGCCUUAGAUAUUCAGCAUGUAAUUGACAGCCAUAUAGGGAUGCGGGUGGCGCUGUGGUCUAAACCACUGAGCCUCUUGGGCUUGCCGGUCAGAAGGUCAGCGGUUCGAAUCCCCGCGAUGGGUGAGCUCUGUCCCAGCUCCUGCCAACUUAGCAGUUCGAAAGCACGCCAGUGCAAGUAGAUAAAUAGGUACUGCUGCGAUGGGAAGGUAAACAAUGUUUCCAUGUGCUCUGGUUUCUGUCACGGUGUUUCGUUGUGCCAGAAGUGGUUUAGUCAUGCUGGCCACAUGACCCGGAAAGCUGUCUGUGGACAAACGUCGGAUUUCUUGGCCUGAAAGUAAGAUGAGCACGGCAACCCGAUAGUUGCCUUUGACUGGACUUUACUGUCCAGGGGCCCUUUACCUUUACCUGGACAGCCAUAUCUGAGUUCAGGAGGGCAUUGUUCCCAUGUCAAAUUGGUUAGAGGCCCAGGAGGAGGAGGACUUUUCACUUUUCCUUGUUUAUGCUUGGCCUGGCCUGAUUGUUGCACCACCACCACCACAAACACAUUAGAAAAGCUCUGCAGGAUCAGAAAGAAAAUGAAAAGACUCCUUAAACCCAGUUUCAUGUUUCUGACAGUGGCCAGACAGAUGCUUCUGGGAAAAGGGAACAAGAUGGACUUUCAUUUAUUUAUUACAUUUAUGAGACGCCGUAUAAAAUUAAAUCCUGUGAGAGUUGUACAAGAUUAAAUAAAUAAAUGAAUGAAACAUCAUUAUGAUUAUUGGUUGCACCAAAAACAAAAGGUCUCCCCUGUCUCCCUGUACAGUGGUACCUCGGGUUAAGUACUUAAUUCAUUCCAGAGGUCCGUUCUUAACCUGAAACUGUUCUUAACCUGAAGCACCACUUUAGCUAAUGGGGCCUCCUGCUGCUGCCACGCCGCUGGAGCACAAUUUCUGAUCUUAUCCUGAAGCAAAGUUCUUAACCUGAAGCACUAUUUCUAUGUUAGCAGAGUCUGUAACCUGAAGCGUAUGUAACCUGAAGCGUAUGUAACCCGAGGUACCACUGUACUGUUCUGAAGGUUCCCCAGGCACACAUAUCUCUAGCCAAUUCAGGGGAUACACAGGACAGGUUGGGAACGCCCUAUUACACUACUGGAAGUCCUUGCAUAGGUUUCUGCUAGGAUGACUUGUUAAUGCAGUUGAAUCUGGUCCAGGGAUAUUAUGGUGAACAGCAAGAGUGGGAAAAUUGGGGGUGGGGUCAAAAGUUGCAUAAUGGAUCAACCGUGCAAUCCAGAAGUAAGUCCUAUUGAUUUUAGUGGGUCUUACUCCCAGGUAAGAGGGGUUGGGUUUGCACCAUUAGGCUGUUAUCUACAUCCUUUGGUGCAACAGCCGUGAAAUCCCCAGCCUCUUCCAACAGCUGAUUUGUCUGCUGCAACCCUAACAGCUUAUUCAGAACCUGUGUCAACUGUUAGCAAGAACCUCCCCCACCCACAAUCCAUAGGUGGUAAAUGGUCAUUUUGGCUGUUCGCCUGUAUCUUUGUGCCAGAUGCAAAUCCAUUUGCCCUUGGCCUCGACUACAUGAGGACAAAUUCAUUAAUUCAUGGUGACUUUCCUUCACUGUCAUUAUCUGUAUGUGAAGGCUUAGGGGUGGCUGGCCAGCAGGAAGGAUCACUUCUGCCAUGUUGUCAGCCGAAAGAGGAUCAAGGGAAUCACAGAGAACCCACACAACAUCUGGAUGAGUCUGCUUAGCAAAAUCACCUUGACUUUUAUUUUAUUUUUUUAAGGAGGGAUUUCUCCAGCCCUGGGCAAACACUCUAUUCCAUAAUGCAAUAAGACCCCAUUGGCAGUGACCCCACUGACUGCUGAAAGAGCAUGGCUGUUCAGAUCCGGUCAGGUGCCACAUCAGCAAAUUGUAGGAAUAUCACAAGUUACAAACUCAGAACCAACCAUCUAUGUAAUCCAGACAGCUGUCAAAGGUAUAAGGUAAAGGUAAAGGGACCCCUGACCAUUAGGUCCAGUCGUGGCCGACUCUGGGGUUGCUCGCUUUAUUGGCCGAGGGAGCCGGCGUACAGCUUCCGGGUCAUGUGGCCAGCAUGACUAAGCCGCUUCUGGCAAACCAGAGCAGCGCACGGAAACGCCGUUUGCCUUCCCGCCGGAGCGGUACCUAUUUAUCUACUUGCACUUUGAGGUGCUUUCAAACUGCUAGGUUGGCAGGAGCAGGGACCAAGGAAUGGGAGCUGACCCUGUCGCGGGGAUUCGAACCACUGACCUUCUGAUCAGCAAGUCCUAGGCUCUGUGGUUUAACCCACAGCGCCACCCGCGAAUAUGGGGUUUUCAUUCCUCAGCUAAUAACAGAUAUUGAGAGAUUUGUCAUCCGAAAAUCUAUCUCAUUCUCCCACCACCACCCUUAAAUUCAGCAGCAUCUGGGCCCAUCACAGCAUGUCCAGAGUUUGAAUUCCUUGUUCAGUUAAGGAUUCUCAACACUUUGUGAAUUUACAGUCUGCUGAUUUGGUGCAUAUUGAGCCGCUAUGCAGGUGAUUUUCUCUCUCUCUCUCAACUAGAUCACUGAGGGAAUGCACACAUAUUCAAGUGCUCCAGAACAGCAAAUCCCAAACAGCCAACUUCACCAUCCAACUUUUUCAGAUGGUGAGCCACACUGUGGCUUAUCUGCACUGUGAACUCAGUGUCUGCCUGAGUGACGACGUUGGAUGUGAACAGGUGAGCUCUGUUAGAAGACAGAGAACCAAAGGGUGCCGCUAGAGUCUCUCAAGAGGUGUAAGGGUAGAAAAUAGAAGCACUGUGUAAUUUACCCCUCUUUUAGUUAGUUGGCAAGGGUGCAAGCUAAGGCAUCUCUCUGAGCUGAGCUGCCUUAGUAGCAGCUCAGGUUUAGCAAAUAUUCUCUAAGCAGCUGAUGUCUACGCAGUUGUUAUGCUACCUAGCAGCCAAGUUUUAGCAAUGAUCAUUUUAAACAAUUAAGAAAAAAGAAGGUGCUGAGAUUCUGUAAGCAGGUGUGUGAGUGUGUGGGAAGAAGCUAGCCUACUGUACAAAGGUAACAUUUGCAUUUUCUGCUUCACUCACUUCCGGCCCUCACCUCACACAUCCCCACUGACAUGUGACCCUUGGGAGGUUGCCCAGAAAAGAAUAGGGUACCUCUGAGCAUAUCCAGAAUGCCUCUCCUUCCAAAAGUCUCCAGGAUUUGGGGAACAAAGGGAAGACACUUUUAGACAUGACAUCCAAACCAAAUUAUCAGGGCGGUAAUUACCCCCCUGACUUAUUUUCUUGCUUUAUUUAAUGUGUUAUGUUUCUCCCCUUCCUCUCUUCUCCAGUUGCUGUUCUGUAACCAACUCCUGCCACAGACUGCCAUUCUAGAAACCAAAAAAGCUGUGGAUAAAAAUAAAGCCUUUUGCUGAACCUUGCAUUUCUGCAGAGGAGAAUUUAGGGGAGCAUGACCAGUUUGGUCACCCAGGGUGUGGACUCUCAGGAGUGCCGCAGGGCAUAGGAGCCAAUUCUUAGGAGUUGUGGGGGCUUCAGCCCCCCACAAUAAAAUAUUUGAGGGGGCCGGGUCCCCACAAAGAUAAUGGACAUUCCCAUUCAAAUAGUGUGUCUGUGCACUACAUCAUGUGAUCAACUAUGUGCAGCAGGGAUUACCUGGACCCCUACAAUAUUUUAUUCAGGGCUGCAGGGGAAGCCACAACUAUUAUUUAGAAUGUAGCCUGAGAGGCGGGGGGUGCUGAAUUAUGGCAUUGCACAGGGCACUGCUGAAAUAUGAGGCCCCAAGGUCCCCUACUGCACUCUGAGCCUUAAUGGUGGUUCUUUCCCCUUUCCAAUUUGUGUGGGUGUUUUAAUGUUGUGCUUUCAAGGGAUAAAUAAUGUGAUAAUAAUAAACUGAGCUGCAGCCUCCACGUUGAAUAAUCCUUCCAUUUCCUUCCCAGAGCUGCUUAAGUACCCUCUCCAAGCCAAGCAGCAGGGACAGUUACCAAACCCGCCACAACAUAAUCUCCUUCGGACCGGUUCCAAAGACCCAGGUAGAGUUUGCACCUGGACCAGUUACAGGUGUGUGUGUGUGUGUGGCCUGUGUUCUUCAUUCUUCCCCUUGCCUCAAGGUUUCCAGGUAGCAACUAGAGAGUUGCACAAGUCUAGCAGCUAGAGCCUUCUGCUGCCAAGGUGUUUUGGACCACAACUUCCAUCACAGCCCUAGUCAGCACAUCCCUUUGCUGCUGGGACAUAUCAUAGAAUUACAGAGUUGGAAGGGACCAUGAGGAUCAUUUAGUCCAACCCUCUGCAAUACAAGAAUCUUUAGCCCAACGUGGGGCUUGAACCCACAGCCCUGAGAUUGUGGGUCUUAUGCUCUACCAACUGAGCUAUCCAACUAGUGGUCUGAUGGGAGUUGCAGUCCAACAUACCUGGUGAGUGCCAAGUGGAGGAAGGCUGAAUUUGCUCCUUGGAUCUGGGUAAUGGAUUUAAGUCUAACUUCUGCCAUGAGUUUGGUGGAUAACUUUGAGCAAAUAAUUCUCCCACAGCUGUCUACCUGUGAAACUCUUGCAAGGUUGCUGGGAUGUGCAGAGAGAUGUGCAAUGCAUUCUUGAAGCAGGGGAGAGAAAAGACAUUCCCUAUGAAUGAUAAAUAUGAGCAGUAUACUAGCUGCUGGCUUUUCCUAGGGUUGCAACAAGGUCAUCAGAAAAGGAGUGCUUGAAGGGACAUCAUCACAGAUUGAGAAGCGGGGAUUAAAAUUAGGUUUGCUUAUCCAGCUAAUCCCCUCACCUUUGCACCCCUGCUGUGGGCGAGAGGAAAGGACAGGCAGCCUUAGGCUGGGUUCUUUUGUUCCAGCUCCACAUUUCUUAUGGCUUGAUCCCAUGCAUAUUUCAGCAAAAGUGAGCCCUGCAGGAUUUGAGUUCUACUAUCUUGGGGAUGAUGGGUCUGAUUUCUAAGCAUGGCCUUCUCUUCUGCCAGCAUUCAAGGACUGACACGCACACAAAUGAGUGAACGUUGGGGGGGGGGGGAAGGACAUGCAUUCACAAACACAUGCACACAAACAUGCACACAAACCCCACACACUCAGGGGGUGGCUGGUGCCCAUUAGGAGUGAUGGGGUAGAGAGCAAUGUUCUUGAUCCCUCUUGAUCCUUUUCUGCUGCAGAAUAUUUUUUACAUGCCACCACAAUUUCUGAGUGGCAAGUUCAGGGUUUGGUUUCCUUGGAAUGAAGGUCAGCAGAGAAUAUGGUGUCUUUGGGAUACAGUCGUACCUCGGAAGUUGAACGGAAUCCGUUCCAGAAGUCCGUUCGACUUCCAAAAUGUUUGGAAACCAAGGCGCGGCUUCUGCAGGAAGCUCCUGCAGCCAAUUGGAAGCUGCAGAAGCCCCGUCGGAUGUUCGGCUUCCAAAAGAACGUUUGCAAACUGGAGCACUCAAUUCUGGAUUUGCGGAGUUUGGGAGCCAAAACAUUCGAGGUGCAAGGCGUUCGUCAGCAAAGGUACGACUGUACAGUGGUACCUCGGGUUAAGAAAUUAAUUCGUUCUGGAGGUCCGUUCUUAACCUGAAACAGUUCUUAACCUGAAGCACCACUUUAGCUAAUGGGGCCUCCCACUGCUGCCACACUAUUGGUGUGCGAUUUCUUUUCUCAUCCUGAAACAAAGUUCUUAACCCAAGGCACUAUUUCUGGGUUAGCGGAGUCUGUAACCUGAAGCAUCUGUAACCCGAGGUACCACUGUAUAUGGUUUUAUUUACACAUGUAUGUCACCUGAGCAUAGGUUGGAGGUGCUCACAGCAACAACACCCCAACAGAUCUUGCUUGCCCCCAGGUUCCCAGGGGAGCUGCUGCACAGAGCAAAACAUGCCUCAGUGUCUCCAUCUUACACUCACCAACUCUAUUGUUUUCCUAUGUUGCAGCUCAGUGAGGGCGGUGGGGGAAAGCCAGCCCAUUAGGCUGGAGAGCACCAUUGCUGUUGUUGCAGCUCUUGCAACAUCUUUGAGAUGCUGAUGAAGGCAAAAUGGCCAUUACCUUAACACAGGGACUGAUUGGGCAGGUUCUGCAGCCUCUUCAACUAGAUUCUAACUCUUACUGGAUUGUAGGCCUGGAAGGGAUUCAAGGAUAUCAUCCAGGCUGACCCCACAAAACCCAUAAAUAUCUCCUCGUGCUGGCCAAGUGUCCAGGAUUUCAGCUUCUCCAUCACAUGGGCUCCUGGAUUACCACUGCCAGUCCUGCAUCUUGGGUUGGACAUUUGCACAGUGCUGGUGGCACUUUGUUCUCACCUGUGGGGAAUUUUAAAUUUACAUGUCUGCAAUAGGAAAGAAUUACUACCACGUUGCAACAUUGGCCAAUCCCACCCAACUCUCGUUCCAUUUAUCUUUCCAGGAUCUGACAUGA